AUUCAUGGUAAAGUGUAACCAUUUCUAGUUGUCUCAUUUAACUUAAACAUCUAAUAUAUACCAUAUUUAUCUUCACUCCCAUCAGUGAUUAUAAAGUUACUUGUACAUAAUCUAUACGCCCAUAAUAUCGAAUCGUAGAUUCAGAUCACUAAAAUUUAGUGUUUCACAAAAUAUCCUAAAAAUUGAAUUUUAGAUAAUGUCAGAAAAAACACUUAGCAAUAAAUUACUGAAUACAUGUUUCUCAUUUAAUUUACUAUUCGCUGUCAAUCACUAACCUAUUAUAUUAUCCUUGUGGUUUUAAACGGAAAUUUUAUUCACUUCGGUGAGAUCGACAAGAUCUUCAAAGCAACAUAAACUUCUUGGAGACUUCAUGAACGUUCCAGUUGAUGCACUCUUACGUUUGUCAUGGAUAAUGAUAUUAUUAUCAAAAUUCCUCUAUUCAGAAACUCAUGCAAAAGUCACUAUUGACGAUGAUACUGGUUACUUUGUUGACUCACAAGGAUUUGUUAAAUUAUUUCAUGGAAUCAACUGUGUGCAUAAAGUCGCACCAUUUUACUUUCCAAAACUACUUGACCCUCAUUCAUUCAAAGUACUUAGAGAUUGGGGAAUUAAUGCUAUACGCUUAGAAUUCAACUGGAUAGCAUUAAAACCAGAGGAAAAUAAAAUCAGUCGAGAGUACUUAGAUAUCAUUGAAACAAUUAUCGACAAUGCUGGAUCAUAUGGAGUUUAUAUUAUCAUUGAUUUUCAUCAAGAUGGAUUAUCGAAACGUCUAGGUGCAAUUGAUGCUGUGCCUAAUUGGUUUAUGGAUAAAAUAAAGCGACCACCAUAUUUAUUCCAAUACCCUUGGCCACUAACGAAAGAUCCAAGUAAAAGCAACUGGUUUCUAACGUACGCCACAUAUGAGAGUGCACAUGUAUUUGAAAGUAUAUAUAAAAAUGUUUCAGGAAUAUGGGAUUAUUUUGCAGAAUAUUGGAGGAUAACAACUAGUCGUUUCGGGAAGAAAGAUAAUGUUUUAGGUUAUAAUUUGAUAAAUGAACCACCACCUGGAAAUUUUUAUUUAAAUCCAUUCUUUCUUUUGCCUGAUAAUUCAGGUCACAAUCUCUUAUCAUUUUAUGAUUACUUGGUGAAUGUUAUUCGCCAAAAGGACAAGAAUACAUUGAUAUUUUACGAGAGUGUAACUUAUGGAAUAUAUUUUCCAUUUGUUAAUGGAAUACCUGGUACUGGUAUCCAACGUGUUCCCGGCCUAUUACAAGAUGAGAUGGCCAGAAAGAAGAGUGUAUUAUCUUAUCAUUACUACUGUUGGUUAUUGGAAUCGACACCAUCUACAGAGAAUAUGCCAUCAUGGAAACGAUAUUUGUGUGAUAAAGUGAGAGUUCGAUUAACUGGUUUAUUGUUUGUAACGCAUAUGCAUUCCAAUGUCUCGAUGCUUUAAUAUCAACAUUAACCAACUGAUAUUUUUUAGCAUAAGCUAACUGGCUUUCAUUUUAUUCGUAACUUGAUUAUCAGACUUGACUGGAAAAUUUUGAAAUCUUUUGUCACUUUUCAUAAUCUUUUCUAAAUAAAUAAAUGAUUGAAUCUAUAUU
Molecule: messenger RNA, 1583 nt
Organism: Schistosoma margrebowiei
Lineage: Eukaryota; Metazoa; Platyhelminthes; Trematoda; Strigeidida; Schistosomatidae
Source: the annotation of a GenBank genome assembly